This is a messenger RNA of Naegleria fowleri, 684 nucleotides long. RefSeq lists its product as uncharacterized. NCBI's taxonomy places the organism in Eukaryota, Heterolobosea, Eutetramitea, Acrasida, Naegleriidae. The transcript is spliced from 3 exons. Bases 1 to 684 code for a protein of 227 amino acids. The record is from RefSeq and is a predicted model, not a curated record.
AUGAAAUUCUUCCUGCAUCAAUGGAGAAUCAAGAGGACCAAGCACAAUUCUAUAGAGAAUAUUGUAGAAGAUUAUUAUGUAUAUUUGAUUGUGGUGAGAGGUCAUUUAUUCAAGAGAACCAUGAAUGAGGACAAUGAUGAUGAAAAACACAACAAUUAUGGAUUGGAAAUUGUACUUCAAACCACACAUUCUUUAUGGUCCAAUCAAUUACUCUUUGAUUUUUCAAAAGAGGACAAUUUUAUAUUCAACUUUGAAUUUGAGUUCUUUCUUCACACUGGGGAUGCUGAUUUACAAGUGGCAUUUUCUGACAGGGAAGCUUUGGGCACCAAUGAGUGCUUAAUUUUCAGAAUUUCUGGAGAAGCAGAUAUGACAGGAACAUUUUUGAGGAAUGGUUAUGACCAUACUGAUGAUGCAAUCUUGUAUUAUGAAGAUUCAACUCAAAUUACAUGGAAUGAAUGGAAUCAUAUCAAAUUCAAAUUAUCAAAAAACACUCUUACCAUUUAUAUCAAUCAUGAAAUACUUAAUGAAACUCCUUUCAAAAUUUUCAAUUUUCCUCCGUGUGGAUAUGUUGGUUUUGUGAGAAAUACAUGGCGAUUGGAUAAGUGCACGAUCAGAAAUAUUCAAGGAAAUUACAAGAAAAGGCCAUUAAUUGAAGCUCAUGAUUCCAUACACACAACGUGCUGA